Ceratosolen solmsi marchali is the source of this 2637-nucleotide messenger RNA. RefSeq lists its product as uncharacterized. Bases 75 to 2249 code for a protein of 724 amino acids. Lineage: Eukaryota; Metazoa; Arthropoda; Insecta; Hymenoptera; Agaonidae. The transcript is spliced from 7 exons. The record is from RefSeq and is a predicted model, not a curated record.
UCAAGAAAAAUAAUGAGUACAGCGUAGUAGACUAGUAAUCGUCACUCCUGCCGAAAGUUAUUCUCAAGCGAAAAAUGAAUAUUCCGUUUCUAAUGAAUUCCGAGCAUUUAUUCAUUUAUCUAUUUAUAUGUAUUGGACUUGUAAGGAGGCUCAGUACGGGAUGUUUGCGCGAUGACAUCGUCGAGCGCUUUUAUUACACGUCCGAGAGCAGUGCGGAGCAGCCGAUGCACUACGAGACCGACGUGCAAGUGGAAUUACUAAUAAUCGGGCGCAAGGUCUCGUGGAUGGAGGCAAGGAUGCUCUGCCCGUUGUACAGCGACCAGUCUUCGAAAGCUUCGUCCAUCGACCUCGAGGCCCUACUCGCGAAUCCAGCAAGGAUGAAAUACUUGGCGAAAAGACGCGGCAAAACGCGCAACAACACCCUGGCUGUUAUAACCGACGAGGACCAAGCGAACUGGCUCGCGCGAAUGCUAUCCGAAUCCAAUUAUCGUUACGACGGUCUCUGGAUUGGCGGUUAUCGGAAAAACAAGACCAACGGCUGGAGCUGGAUAAGCGAUGGCAAAUCGAAGGCCAGCCGAGUCCCGAAGAAGAUCCUCUUCGAAAGCUAUCCGUCGUGGUACCACGUGUCCUCCAAGAUCAGCUCGCAGCAGAAUUGCUUACUCUUCAAUAGGAUCGGCCACGACAUACCCGUUUUCAUACCGGAAAAUUGCCAGCUGCGCCGGCCCUUCAUUUGCCUGCGAGACGUGAAGCGCAAAUUGGCGGACAAAAUUUCAGAAAGCUCGAGUAUCACCGUCGAUGGCUAUCGUUACACCCUGUACAGCGUUGUGGACGAUAAUGAGGUUCAUUAUGUCAAUACGGGCACGCAAAGGCUCAAUGGCGGCGGUAUCACGUGGAAGGAUGCUAAUAUCGAAUGCAAAAGGCGAGGAAAGGAGUUGGCGAUGAUUUUCUCCAACGAUGCCGCAACUGCGAUCGCGGACAUGAUGCUCAAAAAUCGACCAUCAAUGGAGAAUGUAUGGUUGGGCGGUUGGAGCUUAGAUGGCGGGGAUUGGAUUUGGGUACCAACAGGCUCGAGCUUAUCAAAGGUGAAAUCAAGAUCGAGUCAAUAUCCACCAUGGCUCGAGGGUCAUCCAAUAGUCAAUUCGCAGUCAGUUCAUUAUCAGAGAUCGAGUCGUUGUCUGAUUCUGGAUCGGCAUCUCUGUCCCGAACAAGUCGCCCCAGUUUUUCUUGAUCUCGAUUGCGAGAAGGAGAGGCCCUUCGUAUGCCAAGAUGGCAAAAUCAAGGACUGCCCAAUGUGCGACAUAGAUUUUAAUAAUGCACAACACGAACAAAUGUCAAGAAAUUCUGGAAGAAGAAGUGCAAUUAAUAACGAAGAAUUUGAAUUUUCCGAAGAGGACAUGACAUACGAGGAUGCCGAAAAUUACUGCACUAAUCGGGACGGUCAAAUAGCUAAUAUUCUGAAUUCUAAAAUAUUGUCAACCUGUCUGGAAAAAAUGUCCGAACUAGCUAUAAGCCAUGUAUGGGUCGGUGGACGGACGGUGAAGAUGGACAACGAGUGGUACUGGGUGGAUAGUAACGGGAAUGAACUGUCGGCAAAAGAAAUCGGUGUCGGAGGAGACACGUGGUGCUUCGGCGAUCAGAACGGCCAUUUGCCCAAGGCCGAGCCCAACAGCUGUCUCAACCUCGACUACGAAUCCCGUGGCUAUCCCCUCUUCUACGGUCUGCCCUGCAACUCCUCCCAGAUCGUUCUCUGCAGAAUGCCCUUCAACAGGAGCCAGAAUCAAGUGACGGAAGUACGGCCCGACGAGGUCGACACGCGGAUAAUCGGCAGCUUACACGACCCGGUCAACAAAUACGCCAACAAAGCUCUAAACACCAUCAAGGAAAUAUCCCUCAUUGGUACCGACACUGUCUCCAACAUCAUAAAGCCGAAUAACGAGAGGAAGAAGAAAGGCAAGAGCCCGGAGGCCGAUUCGAGCGCGACGACGCACCCGGCCAACCCGGAACCGACCAAGGAAACGAACAAAAAUCACAAGGACAAUAACGAGGCCGAUGGAAAGCCGAGGGAGACACAAACCGAGACGACCGCCGCAUCUGGGGCCACUACCGACACCGCGAAUCCGAUGUCGGUUACCACCGAGUCCGGGGACACGACGGUCGCCCCGACGGCAGCUCCCGAGGCCGUAACCACGAUGAAGUCCGCCGAGACCGAGGCUGCGGUGUCGACGACCACCGAGUCGAGCAGCAAGUAGUCCGGGCCUCGAUGACUCGGCAGGCCGUUUAGACGCUUACGGGAUUGGGACGCUAAGCUUCCACGGCCUCCUCUUUAAUCCUUAAUUCAAGGAAUAGGAACAGCUUUGUAAUCGUUAUGGCUAGAGAUUGCCAUUUCUCCUGUCUUUUUAAUGCUCUGGACGUAGCGGCCAAGUGUUGCUAUAGAACGAACCGAUGUUCCCGAGCCGCGUCAAUGAUUAUUCUCUCGUGCUUUAGUACAAUCUCUCGACCUGUAAUCUUUUAACUGAACAGCCACGUUACCAAAGUCAAGCGUCACAAUGUCCAAAGCUUUUCAAUCACAAUGCGAGAAAAUUGGCAAAAUUCUAGUUACGCAAGCACCGCUAUAUACCUUAACAGCUUAUUCAUAAU